Messenger RNA from Drechmeria coniospora, 2046 nucleotides. RefSeq lists its product as uncharacterized. Bases 1 to 2046 code for a protein of 681 amino acids. Gene Ontology annotation, biological process: DNA double-strand break processing involved in repair via single-strand annealing; double-strand break repair via homologous recombination. The record is from RefSeq and is a predicted model, not a curated record. The transcript is spliced from 2 exons. Gene Ontology annotation, molecular function: damaged DNA binding; Y-form DNA binding; double-stranded DNA binding. Gene Ontology annotation, cellular component: site of double-strand break. Lineage: Eukaryota; Fungi; Ascomycota; Sordariomycetes; Hypocreales; Ophiocordycipitaceae.
AUGGCCGGAUUGAGGGCUUGGUUUGAUACCGGGCGCCCGGCCCUGUUUGCUGCUCUCGAAGAAGUCUGUGAGCGUAUCGAUCGAGAUCUCAUUGCCGAGCAGGACGGGAACAAGAAUAAUCGCAAGCAAUGUCUUGAAGCCGCGGGCGCGGCGCCCAGUGUGGCCGAGGACGUGCGGCUUCGACUUGGGGAGUUGACGGGGGCACAGGAGGAGCUCGAUGAACCACCAACAUCGACGGCUCAGCUACUGUCAACAUCCACGCCACUCCCUUAUCCUUCUACCGUUCGAUGCAACAGCAGCGAUGUCGAAGUCCUGCAGGCCGAGUGCUCCGCGCUUCGCCGCAAAUUUAAUGCCCUGGCCGCAAACUUCAAAACAGCCAAAGACGCGCUUCGGAGAAGAAAAGAGGAACGGGAACAGUGGGAGCAAGGAUACGCGGAUAUGCUGUGCCUUCUCAAAGCUGCAGAAAAGGUGCAUGGCAUUCAUAUACUUGACCGUGCCGAGGAGCUUAUCCAAGCCUCUGCAGCGAUGUCCCCUGCCGUACCUGAUGCCAGCAUCCGGGAAGGCCCCCCUUUGCUUUUAGAUCCAGAAGACAUUUCCGACAACAAUGGGCGCUCGGCAUCCAACAUUUUGUCAGAAUCUACGCAGGGAGACGCCGAUGACAGGCCGGGUGAUGAGCUACCGCCCUUGCGGACGCAAGAUGAAAAUUCCACAUUCGGGAUCAAGCCAGAGUCGUCAUCUGACGUGCCGGUCGUGGUUUCAGAACGAUCUGUUCGAAAGAGAAAGCGGAAAAACUCUACAUCUGAAGCACAAGUUAAGUCGGAGCGAACUGACUCCAGUCCCAUUAUAUUUGGGGAGGGCAUUGCAGUCCACACGCAGGAGAGCAUUGAUCUUGGCGACAUUGAGCAACGGAUAGUAACCCCUCGGAAGCCAAAAGAUUCCGAGUCGACUGAGCAGACCAAUACAACAGUAGAUGGAAGCAUCCAGAAGUUGCUGGCAGCACCCCUCACGACCCCUGGAAUGCCAUCUCCACCACCACCACCAACAGCCACACAGAGGUUCGCCUUGGCUCCGCUCGAUUCAAAUACCCGAAGAUCCAGCUCAGAUGGUCAUAAGCCGUAUUUCGGUCAAAAGAGGAAGAGGCUGGGUUACGCUAUUUCCACGGUUGCGGAGGAUGGUGACGAGUAUCAAACGCAUCCUUUGAAAGGCAACAACCACGACAUGACACCAAGCUCAGAGCGAAGCACCGGGCGAUUAGAAAUGCUUCUGAACAGUCCUUCACCGGCGACGGAACGAAUUAUAUCUCGCCCCUCUGGCAAUCGACGGGAUCGGCCGCGCCCCGCUGGGGAUCGACUACCCAUUCCGGGUCGCCGUGCUCUUCCUUUCGAAAAAGGCACCGGCCAAGCAAGUCGCUCUCCUCUUGCUCAAGUAGACCUGGCUUCUGGUGUAAAUACACCACCAACGGACCGCUCAGUGCGGCAAAGGGCUUCAGUACCGAAUCAUGCAUCUACCACUUCAUCCCUGAGAAGCAAGCCGCUCUCCGAGCUUCGACUUGAUGACUUCAGGAUCAAUCCGUUGGUGAACGACGGCUACGACUUCGCGUACAGCGAGGUCGUCAGGAACAAGGACGACAGGGCCUGUCUUCCAGGCUGCAAGGAUAUGCACUGCUGUGGAAGGCAGUUUCGAGCGCUCGCCAUGUCGCAACGGCCGAAUCCACCCCUGACGUCUGCGCAACGGAUAGAAGAGCGGAAGCUACUGGAGGAGUACUUGGGUGACUCUGCAUUCCGCCUCGCCAUGAUGAACAAGGACGAACGAGAAGAGUUGUGGGUUGAGGCUAAGGCCCAAGAGCUGGCAAACAAGUAUGGCAAGCACAAGCACCGUUUCUCGCGCAUGCAGUCUCCCCCGGGCUUCUGGGAUGCCGACUUCCCCAGCACCCAAGAGCUCGAAGCUGAGCGGGCCGAGGCAUCCAAAAGAGAGAGGCAGGCGAUUUCGGAGCGACGUCGCGAGGCCAUGCGACCUGGUGGGAGGUGGUUGUUCAAGGAUGAAUAA